AUGGAUCAGAGAACACCAAAUGAAAAAAAUGUGAAAGACAGAGGAGAAAAGGACAUGGAAGAUACUUCGAAAUCUACAAUUCAGAGUGAUUCAUUAUGUGUCUUGGAAUCUGUGUCUUCUAGCAGCUGUACUUCAACAAGUCUGCCUUCUGACCCGCUAGUGGAGGACUCUGUUUUACUUGACGCCGAUGGGACUAAGCAUCGGAGAACGCGGUCUUCAGUGUGGGUUUCCUUCUGUGAAAUUUAUAAUGAGUAUGUGUAUGAUCUUAUGGAUAUAUUGGCUAUAUCAAAAAAUCAAAAACGCAAAGUUCUAAAAAUCUGUGAGGAUCAAGGAGGAAACUCUUAUAUAAAAGACUUAAAGUGGAUCAACGUUCAGAGCACUGAAGAGGCUUGCAAAAUACUAAAAAUAGGAAACAAGAACCGAAGCUUGGCUUGCACUAGAAUGAACCAGCACUCAAGUAGAAGUCACAGCAUAUUUUCUAUCAGACUACUAAGACUAAGUGAUGAGGCUGAGCCUUGUAUUCUUGGAGUUUCAGAAAUGUCUCUCUGUGACUUGGCUGGGUCUGAACGGUGCAAUAAGACACAAACUUUUGGAGACAGACUAAAAGAAGCAGGGAAUAUUAAUAAUUCUCUUUUUAUUCUUGGGAAAUGCAUUGCAGCACUGAAGCAGAAGCAGAAUCCUAAUGUGAAACACAGCUAUAUUCCAUUCAGAGAGAGUAAACUCACCCGCCUGUUUCAACCGUUCUUCUGUGGUAAAGGCAAAGCUUGUAUGAUUGUCAACGUUAAUCAGUGUGCCUCCACCCACAGUGAGACGUUGCACGUAAUGAAAUUUUCUGCUACAGCCAAACAGGUUAUUCAGACAAUCCACCCCCAAACCUUUGGAUAUUUUGCUCCAAAACUGGUUGGGAAGAAUGGCAAGCCUAUAGUACAUUUUGAUGCCAAUAUAUCUGCUGAAGAGGUUCCUGAUGAAGAUAUAGAUACCUCCUCUGAAGAGGAAGUGGACAUCACCAUCAUGACCCAUGAGGAGCUCUUGAAAACUACUGAGAACCUGAAGAAGAUGCUAGUUGCAGAAAGGCAGAGUAAACUUCUUCUUGAGGUGCAGAUACGUAAAGAGAUGGCAGAAGCCAUGUUUCAACAACUGUUGGAAACCGAGGAAACUUGGAGUAAACGCUUGGAAGAUAUGAGAGAAAGUUAUGAGGAAAAAUUGGAGAAUAAAUUUGAAAUGUAUAAGGAAGCUAUAAAGAAACAUGCAUAUAUGUGUGCAAUGAAACAAAUUGAAGACCACUAUGUUCCAAUAGAAGAGUUCGUAGUUGAACAAGAGAAAGUUGAGGACAGAGAUAGGAAGAUAUUAGAGUUGCAACAAAAAUUUGGAGAGCGGUCAGAUGGAUUGUUGGCUUUGGGAAUCCCAAAUUCAGAUGUGUUGACUGCAGAAGAUAAAGUGAAAUCAGAUCUUAAAUAUAAGGAGAUGCAGAGAACUUCAGAAGUAUUGCAGAGACAGUGCGAUGAGAAAGAUGAGCUUAUAAAAUCUCUGAAGCUUAAAAUACACAAAUUAAAUGAAACCUUACAAGAAAUGAAUGAAGUCUGCAGAAAAACAACUGAGGAAAACAGUAGACUGACACACAUGGUAAUGCUCAAGGAACAAGAAAUGAGAAGUCUUCAGAACUGGGCUAAACGUGUCCUUGAGCUUGAAGCCACAGUGUCUCUUUUGCAAGAAGAACUAGAUGAGAGCAAAAAGCACUUGUAUUCAGAAGAUCGUAAGGAGCAAAAACCCAAGAGAGGCUUGUUUGCUAAUCUAAAAUCUACAGUAACAGGCACUUCUAAAACACCUGUUGGCAAAACCUUGGGGAAAUCUGAAGACUCUCCAACCAUGUCAAGAAAACAAACUACUUUUACACGUAAAGUAAAAGAAUAACUCUAAUCCUUGAUGCAUUAACAUGUCUGUAUUGACAAGGCCUAUCAGCUGUAAUUUUGAACUGAUGUUAGCAACAAUUGGAAUUUGGGUGGAGGAAAAAAGGGUAGUAUAGACACAGCCUUACCAUCAAUGUAACUGGGAAGAUAAGCUAUUAAUAGGAAUGACAACUUUCCUUCUGUCAAGUGUCUUCUUUAGUAACUAAAGACAUGUAAAUGUAAACAUAAAUUGGGAUUCUUGUGCAACAGUUGGUGUGAGAUGUGAUCACCUGCUGUGGCAACACAGCAGGUAUGGAUUUCCAUAUAACAGGAGAAAGGGUGCCUUGUGUCAAGGUUAGUGGUACAUUCCUGUCUUUUACUUUCCUUGUUUCUUUUUACACUUGCUUCCAACACUGAAAAUGGCAUUUGCACUCGACCAAACCGCUUGUUCACUUUAGCUGUUUCAUUAGCUAGUAGAUAUUGUUUGUAGAGGAGCUGGCUUCCUCACAGUUAAUCUUCUGCUUGAUUUGAAUUGAACUAGUAAUCUUAUACUUGAUGUCAGUUUAUUGUGGAAUUAAAAUGAGAGAUUUAGUACUAAUAUUUCAUUUAAUGAUCUAGUCAGAUGAUGGAGUGGCAAGGAGCCACUGUUCAUUUUAAA
Molecule: messenger RNA, 2544 nt
Organism: Malaclemys terrapin pileata
Lineage: Eukaryota; Metazoa; Chordata; Testudines; Emydidae
Product: kinesin-like protein KIF20A
Exons: 14
Coding region: 1-1911 (636 amino acids)
Biological process (GO): microtubule-based movement
Cellular component (GO): nucleus; microtubule; kinesin complex
Molecular function (GO): microtubule binding; microtubule motor activity; ATP hydrolysis activity
Source: RefSeq, a predicted model, not a curated record